Messenger RNA from Macrosteles quadrilineatus (aster leafhopper), 2508 nucleotides. RefSeq names its product M-phase phosphoprotein 8-like. Gene Ontology annotation, biological process: negative regulation of transcription by RNA polymerase II; chromatin organization. Lineage: Eukaryota; Metazoa; Arthropoda; Insecta; Hemiptera; Cicadellidae. Bases 86 to 1255 code for a protein of 389 amino acids. Gene Ontology annotation, cellular component: pericentric heterochromatin. The record is from RefSeq and is a predicted model, not a curated record. The transcript is spliced from 6 exons. Gene Ontology annotation, molecular function: chromatin binding.
CGGCGUCCACUCAUUCCACACGGCGCCUCUUUUCUCCGAUACACCGACACGACAACAAGCGUCACGGUCACACACAAAGAAAGAUAUGGCUAGAACAUCGGCUAGAGCUAAAAAGUCCAAACAAGAGGUAAACAAAAAGAAGGAAGAAGCCAAAAAGCAAAAAGAAAACAGUUCAACAGACAGUGAAGGAGCAGGCGAAUCAACUGAUAAAGAAAAUGAUAACACAAACUAUGAUGUUGAGAAAAUCACUCAUACCCGUAUCUUCAAAGGUAAAAGGCAAUACCUGGUAAGAUGGAAGGGUUAUACAGAAGAUAAUGAUACUUGGGAAAAUGAAUCUGCAUUACAAUCCUGCAAAGAAAUAUUAGAUGCUUUCAAAAAAGAGCACCUCGGCGAAGAAAACUCUGAUGAUGAGCCUCAUGAGGAAGAAGAAGACAAAAAGAUUAAUGAAAACAAAAGAAAGAAAGUUGAUAAGAAGACAUCAAAGAAGACAAAAAAAUCAGGUAAACCAUCAAAAUCCAAGACAGACGAUGAAGAUGCUGGUACUGAAAAAUCAAAUGAAGAGGAACUCAAUGAAGCAGAAGAAGAAGAAGAGCCUCACGAGGAAGAAGAAGACAAAAAGAUUAAUGAAAACAAAAGUAAGAAAGUAGAUAAGAAGUCAUCAAAGAAGACAAAAAAAUCAGGUAAACCAUCAAAAUCCAAAUCAGAUGAUGAAGAUGCUAGUACUGAAAAAUCAGAUGAAGAGGAACUCAAUGAAGCAGAAGAAAAAGAAGAAAGCAAAGUAAAGGGGAAAAAAGGGAAAUCUACAAAAGAGGUUGAAAAAGUCGCUGAAAACAAUGUAGAAAAGAGUCAUGAUGCCAAAGGGAAAAAAAGAAAAUCUUUGAAAGAAAAAGAAAUAACAAAAACUAAGAAAUCCAAAAAAGAUGAUAGUGAUGAUGAACCGGUAACAGACGGUAAGAAUUAUGAGGUGGAAAAAAUUCUUGAAGUUCACACAAGAAGGGAUGGCACCCGGGAAUUCCUCAUCCGAUGGAAGGGAUACAAACCCGCAGACGACACUUGGGAGCCUGAAGCACAUUUGGAUUGUCAAGAGCUCAUUGAAAAGUUCAUGGAAAAGGUUGAUAAGGCCAAGGACUUUAAUAGGAAAGAGCUGAGAGAACGAUCAGCGACAAAACGUUUCGUCCCUUUAAGCUCAAGACGUGGCAAUCAGCGUAAUAUUAGUGGCUUAAGGCCAUGCUACGCAGAGACUUACGAGGAUUGAAGACAUAAAAACACCUCACGUUUGAAGAUCGUAGGUUAACAGAAGAUGGCAUCGAGUGUGUAUUAGACUAUUUAAGACUUUAGUGAGUGAGUUUUAAUGUGUAAAGUCAACUCUAGAGAUAAGAUCUGAAUUUUGUUUUUUUUAAUUACUACCACAAAUUGUAGUAGCUAGAAAGUAUUAUCUUCUUUAAAAAAAAAAUAACAAGCUACAGUUCUAUUUGCAUCAGAAUACAUACUUGAGAUGAAACAAAGCUAUUUAAACAAAUAAUAUUUGAUUUUUUUUAAGUAGGGCCAAGUUUUCAUUAUAAAAAAUUGUUGUCGUUGUAAUUGUUUGUGUUUUUUACAGAUUAAUAAAAUAAGUGUAUUGUAUUGAACGGUGUAAAUGUAUUGAUAUCAUAAAGUAGAAGUUACUUUAUUUGUCAAAAUAAACGGUCUUUUACCUAACAUUAAAUACUAUUUUGAUUACAUGUGUCUAAUUUAAGUUUAUAGCUUAGAUUAUGUCCUUGAAAAUUAUCAUUGUUAUAGACUAGCCGAAGACAAUUUUAUAUUUAACUAUUUUGACUUUUGACUUAAUGUAACAAUCUAAUGUAAAGUAUUGAUCACCUUCUAGUAUUUCAACUAAUGUAUAAAAUAGUAAACUACCCUAAAAUAAGAGACAGAACCAACAACUAGAAGUCUAAAUUAGAAGUCAAGUUCAAUUGAUUGAUAAUUCAAUUCUGCAAGACCGGUAUGCACACUUUCAAACUUUCAUAAAAGUAGCUGAAUUGAAACUGAAUCAGAACUCGCCUCAGAUUUUCCAAUAGGUCUGCACUAUUUAAAGUCAACGUUAAUGGUGUGCUAAAGGAGUAUUUUGGCUUUCUUUUUCAGCUCUGAAAAUUAUUUAAAAAAUGUAUAUGCACAUGUUUUAAAACUUAGGGUACGGUAUGUACAAAAUGAUCAUUAGAAGUUGUGUACAAAUACUUUGCGGUUCCAUAAACCUUGUUAGAUUCAUAUUGAUUCUGAUGAUUAUUGAUGUUUUUAUGUUCUCAUUUCUAUCAGCUGCCUUCAGUCAAGUAGCACAACAGUUUAUUCUAGAGAUAUAAGUACGUUUAGUUUUAAAGAUUUUAUGUUGUUAACAUUUUCUUAGGUUUAUCUCAUAGCGUACUGAUUAUGCAAUUAUAUGAGAGAAUAUAAACCUGUUUUUUUUCCUCUCAAAACAUGCAAAGAUGUUUUAUUUUAUGUUUAUGAAUAAAUGUUCUCUAUUCAUACAUUUUA